GGAAGUGAAGAGCGUCACUGCUCCAGGACACUGGGGCCUCCCUCCACCUCAGCUGACCCCCCCACCUCCCUAUCCCUAGCCAGCUGCAUCCAGGGUGCAAGGGUAGAAACAGCUCCCUGCAGCCGCAACUGGAGAAGCCAAACAGCCCCAGUCCGAAGUAUCCUGCUCUAGCUCGUCCCCUCUGUGGCCAAUGAAACUGAUCCCACUUCUAGUGUGCUUGUCCACUUUGCUGGAUGGGGCCUUUUCUCAGAACUGUGCCAAGACCCAAUGUCACCCACAUGCGAAAUGUGAGAUUCGAAAUGGAAUUGAAGGCUGCUAUUGUCUCCCCGGGUUCACAGGAAAUGGCAUAACAAUAUGUAAAGAUGAUAAUGAGUGUGAAAACUCUACACAACCUUGUGGUGAAAAUGCCAACUGCACUAAUACAGAGGGGAGUUAUUUCUGCAUGUGUGCACCUGGCUUUACAUCCAGUAGCUCCCAAAGCAAGUUUGUAACUAAUGAUGGGACUACUUGUAUAGAUAUAGAUGAGUGUCGGGAAGCAACCCCAGGUGCCUGUGGGGAUCAUGCUAAAUGUGAAAACGUGCAUGGAGGGUAUCACUGUGCCUGCAAAGAAGGUUAUCAGCCAUCCACAGGAAAAUUGCAAUUUAAACCAAGUGAUGGCACUUACUGCCAAGAAAAUGUGAAGGCAAACUGUCAUUUAGAUGAUGUCUGCAUUGCUGCAAAUAUUAACAAAACUUUAACUGAAAUUAAGAACAUAAAGGAGCCCUUAAAUCUGCUGCAAGAAAUCUACGAAAAUUCUGGGCGAGCACUUUUCCCCAUCGAUGUGCUUACCAAUGUUGAAGCACUGUCUGCAUCUUCUCCAUCCUUGAGUUAUAUGAGUAGCAAUAUCUCUGAGAAGGAAGCAUUUACUAAUACAACUAUUAAUGUUUUUGUUAACGCCGUAAACAAUUUGGUUCAAAAGGAUAAAAUUACAAUUUGGGACAAGCUGUCUGCAGAUAAUAGAAGAACAAGUCUCACUAAACUGAUGCACACAACGGAGCAGACCAUGCUAAGCAUGUCCCAGAACUUCAAAAAAACAACCCAGUUAGAGAUUAAUUCAAGCGACUUGGGUCUCAAAUUAUUUGCUUUUGAUUCUCAUCAUAUGAAACAUAUUCAUCCUCAUGUGAACAUGGAAGGAAAUUAUAUAAAAAUCUACCCAAAGAGAAAAGAUGAAUAUGAUUCUAAUGGCACCAUUGCAGUUGUGUUUUUGCAUUAUAAGAGUAUUGGAGCUUUGCUUUCAUCAUCUCAGAGUGACUCCCAGGAAACAGAGAGUGACAAGAGUCCUGAACAGGAGGAAAUUGUGAUCUCCUCAAUUGUGUCUGUCUCAAUUAGUGCAAAGCCAUCUGCACUCUACCAGCUUGAGAAAAUCACAUUUACAUUAAGUCAUGUAAAGCCUAGAGAGAAAGGUAGCAGUGAGUGUGCCUUUUGGAACUAUUCAAGUGAUACAAUGAAUGGCAGCUGGUCUACAGAAGGCUGUGAACUGAUGCAUUCCAACUCGACUCAUACCUCAUGUAAAUGUAAUCAUCUGACACAUUUUGCUAUUCUGAUGUCUUCAGGUGCUUCUAUUGGUAUUAAAGAUUACGAUAUUCUUACAAGGAUCACUCAACUUGGAAUAAUCAUUUCAUUGGUUUGCCUCGCCAUGUGCAUUUUCACCUUCUGGUUUUUUAGUGAAAUUCAGAGCACAAGGACCACCAUUCACAAGAAUCUUUGCUGCAGCCUCUUUCUGGCAGAGCUGGUUUUCCUUGUUGGAAUUAACACAAAUAGUAAUAAGCUCUUCUGUUCAAUCAUUGCUGGAUUGCUACAUUAUUUCUUUCUAGCUGCCUUUGCAUGGAUGUGUAUUGAAGGCAUCCACCUCUAUCUCAUCGUUGUGGGCGUCAUCUACAACAAGGGAUUCUUACACAAGAAUUUUUAUAUCUUUGGCUACCUCAGUCCGGCUGUGGUGGUUGGAUUUUCAGCAGCCCUAGGAUAUAGAUACUAUGGGACAACAAAAGUAUGUUGGCUCAGCACAGAAAAUAACUUUAUUUGGAGCUUUAUAGGACCGGCAUGUCUCAUCAUUCUUGUUAAUCUGCUGGCUUUUGGGGUGAUCAUCUACAAAGUUUUUCGACACACUGCAAUGCUAAAACCAGAAGUUAGUUGUUAUGAAAAUAUAAGGUCAUGUGCACGGGGAGCCCUGGCCCUGCUCUUCCUUCUCGGAACUACCUGGAUCUUUGGGGUUCUCCAUGUUGUACAUGCAUCAGUGGUGACAGCAUACCUUUUCACAAUCAGCAAUGCUUUCCAAGGGAUGUUCAUCUUCAUAUUUCUUUGUGUUUUAUCUAGAAAAAUUCAGGAAGAAUACUAUAGGUUAUUCAAAAAUGUUCCUUGUUGUUCUGGCUGCUUACGGUAAAUAAAAGGACAUUCCAACUCAAUACAGGCAUAAAGAGAGAAACCAGACUUAAACGUUAAUUCAUGAAAUAUGGUAUUGUAAACACACCAAGUGAUGUAUUGGACAGUCAGACUUCAACUCAGGCACGUCAUCCACAUGAUAGAGACUGUCAUCAAAUAUGCAGCUAAUCUAUACAUUCCUACAAGCCAUUGUAAAUUGGUGUCAAAAAUAAUAGACCAGAUAAGUGGGGAAGGAUUGAAUUCUUAUUAGAGAUAGAGCCAUAUCUAUCAAAAAUCUUAUGUCUUACCUACAGAAUGAUCAAAUAACAUGAAAGAACCACUUUUUUUCUUGAACUCUGCCUUUAAAACAUGUCUCCCUCCCUCCUUUAGUAAUGAAUUUCUUUACCUAAAGUGGGUCACUAGAUUAGGAAUGAAGAGACAGAAGAACAAAACAUUAAAAGAAAAUGGAGACUCAAAACAUUGAGCUGUCCUUCUGGCAAAUUUGUCCAUGUAAAGUAGCUAAGAAAUGGUGAGGAUGAAAUAAGGACUAGAAGGAAUAAACCCCUUUCAAAAAUUUAAGGAAAUGCUCUGAAGUUAGAUUUCUGUGACCACAACUUACAGACCCCUCUUUGAGGGGUUUCCUUCUGUGAAUAAUACUCUGGGAGAGACUCAGGCACUUCUUAAGUUAAUUGUCAAAGGGCAAUUGUGCUCUGCUGAUUCUUCACUUCUAUGCCUUUAUAAAUUUAAUUAAGUAAAAAAAUCAAUGUUGGAGAAAUGUAUAACCUCAUGUAAUGGUCCUACUGCUUGCAUGUGUCAAAGACCCACUGCUAUACAUGUCAUUAAAUGUAAAGACUUUGUACAUAGAGCAGAUAUUUCUAUUUAACUUGGUUUUCCUGAAGUGAGUAUUAUCAGGGGAGGGGGAGAGGGGGGCCUGGUCUUUUUAGAUGCUUUGUUUUUUAUUGUCUGAAGUCUUAUAGAUCCCAUUACCAAAUGCCCCACAUGAUUCUAAUUUGUCAAAGGACUUUGUAAAUAUGAAACUGUGCAUAAAUUAACUUUUCUGUUUUAAAAAGUACCUUUUUUAAAAAAUAUAUUAUUUAUAACAAAGAAAUCA
Vombatus ursinus (common wombat) is the source of this 3508-nucleotide messenger RNA. RefSeq names its product adhesion G protein-coupled receptor L4 (gene ADGRL4). Bases 191 to 2419 code for a protein of 742 amino acids. The transcript has 16 exons. Gene Ontology annotation, biological process: adenylate cyclase-activating G protein-coupled receptor signaling pathway; cell surface receptor signaling pathway. Gene Ontology annotation, cellular component: membrane. NCBI's taxonomy places the organism in Eukaryota, Metazoa, Chordata, Mammalia, Diprotodontia, Vombatidae. The record is from RefSeq and is a predicted model, not a curated record. Gene Ontology annotation, molecular function: G protein-coupled receptor activity; calcium ion binding.